Molecule: messenger RNA, 702 nt
Organism: Ectocarpus siliculosus
Lineage: Eukaryota; Phaeophyceae; Ectocarpales; Ectocarpaceae
Source: the annotation of a GenBank genome assembly
AUGAAGUUCCGGCAGAUGCAGGCCAUGCAGCAGCAAGCGACGGAGCCGGCAGCGUCGGCGGCGGCGGCGGUGGCGCAGGGGGUCCAGCCGUUGCCCGAAGGGAGAAAUCCGGCGAGGGACGGUACGGGGGUCGGGUUGGACGCCGCGCGCCGUGGCGUGGCGGCUGGCGAAGCUUACGACGGUUUCCCGCCGAAGAGGCAGCAGGUGGUCGUUCAGCAACCACAACGGGCGCCGCCCGCGGGGGGCGCCCUUCGCGCCGCAGGUGGAGGAGGAGGAGCGGCAAACGCUUCCUCCUACGCCGCCUCCAACAGCGGGCCGAUAGGCGCGGUGCUGAUGCAGCAGGGUGCUGGCGGCGGGAGCGGUGGUGUCGGCGCGCAGGGGCCGGGGCCGGGGGCGCCGCCGCCAAGCAAUCGCCACGAAGGCAUCAGGCAGCGCAUCGAUCGUACGGAGCCGGCGAACAAGUGGGUUGUGCUGGUCGACGCGUCGCUCCGGCUGCCACCCGGCGACGGCACCACGUUCGAGCACUUCACCUGUAUGAUUCAGAACUUUCUCAACAACUACAACGGAGACGUCGGUGCCGAGGUUGCUAGAGCUCUGGGGAGCUGUCUCGAUCCUCGCGUGUUCGAUCCCACGGACAUCAAGCGGGCGCAAGAGAGGAUGGCGGAUAUUUGCUCCCGGUUCCAGGACGGUAGUCAGCAAUGA